AACUCGUUCGUACAACACUUGGUAGAAAACCUGCUUUAGGAAAAGCUAUCGAGGAUGAGCUAGUUCGAUACUGUCUCGAUAUGGAUAAUAGGUUUUUUGGUCUGCGAAGAUCUGAUGUAAAACGCAUGGCCUUCGAGUUGGCAAUUGCUAAUAAUAUCCAGCACCCAUUUUCACAGGAAAAAGGCGUUGCAGGAAAAAAAUGGCUUAGAGGAUUUUUCAAACGUAAUCCCCAGCUGUCUGUUAGGUCACCUCAAGGCAUGUCCAAUGCCAGAAUACGGGGAUUCAAUCAAGAAAGCGUUGCUUCAUUCUUCGAUUUGUACGAAAAGGAAUUAUCGAAAAUCAAUUUUGCACCACAAAGGUUGUUUAACGUGGAUGAGACAGGGAUUAGUGUGGUGCAACAUAAAAGAAGUAAGGUCAUUUCUGCUAAAGUUGCAUAUAACAGAGCAGCCACUAUGGAGGUUUCGGUGAACUCGUUUAGAACAACGGGACUAUUUCCGCUUAAUAGAAAUAUUUUCCGAGAUCAUGACUUCUCAGUGUUCGAAGUUGAGGAGAAAUUAACAGUCCCUGAAGAUACUGGGGGAACUUCCAAAGAUUCUAGCGAUAUUGAGGAUGCCGCAGAUGAUCCACGGCCGGGAAAUUCAAAAGAGUCCAAUGAUCAGGGGGCUGUAAAUAGUUCUCGUAAAGCCGUCAAAUACCUUUCAGAACCUACAAAGCUUGUCAGUCCAGUGCAGAUAAAACCUCUUCCCAAAAUAAAGAGCAAGAAGCCCAGUGCUCGUGCAGGCAGUGCAGCAUUGAUUACCUCAUCUCCUUACAAAGAUGAUUUAACAGAAAGUUUGGAUAAGAAACGUAAAAGGAAGAUUCCGCAAAACAUAGCAAAGUUACAUCAGUUACAAAGAAGGUUAAGUUUGACGAUGCAAGGGAAGCAAAGUUUCGCAAACCAAAAAGUACUAAACGGUUUAAAAGAAGAGGGCCGAUUUAAGUGA
Acanthoscelides obtectus is the source of this 983-nucleotide messenger RNA. NCBI's taxonomy places the organism in Eukaryota, Metazoa, Arthropoda, Insecta, Coleoptera, Chrysomelidae. The record is from the annotation of a GenBank genome assembly.